Lathyrus oleraceus (garden pea) is the source of this 1497-nucleotide messenger RNA. Its product is annotated as myb family transcription factor IPN2. Gene Ontology annotation, molecular function: DNA-binding transcription factor activity; DNA binding. The transcript has 6 exons. The record is from RefSeq and is a predicted model, not a curated record. The coding region runs from base 140 to 1276 and encodes 378 amino acids. Lineage: Eukaryota; Viridiplantae; Streptophyta; Magnoliopsida; Fabales; Fabaceae.
UCCUUCUCACAUGCUUUAUACUUGAGAACGUUAACAAAAACCAUUCACUUCUCAUUCUCUCCUUCAAAAACGCACCCUAUUCUUCCCUAUUUUGCAUCGGCAUUUGUUCUUGAAUCUCUGUGGUAUUCUCUUCACAGAGAUGGAAAGAAUGUUCCCUACAAAGAAGCCUUCAACUAUGAAUUCACAUGAUAGACCCAUGUGUGUUCAAGGUGACUCAGGUCUUGUUCUUACCACUGACCCGAAACCUCGUCUUCGUUGGACUGUUGAACUCCAUGAACGUUUUGUUGAUGCUGUUACUCAACUUGGAGGACCUGACAAAGCCACUCCUAAAACUAUUAUGAGGGUUAUGGGUGUCAAGGGUCUCACUCUUUACCAUCUCAAGAGCCAUCUUCAGAAAUUUAGGCUUGGAAAGCAACCCCACAAAGAAUUCAAUGAUCACUCAAUUAAGGAUGGUAUGAGAGCUUCAGCUUUAGAACUGCAACGAAAUACUGCUUCCUCUUCUGCCAUGAUUGGCCGCAACAUGAAUGAGAUGCAAAUUGAGGUGCAAAGAAGACUUCAUGAACAGCUUGAGGUGCAAAAACACCUUCAACUAAGGAUUGAAGCUCAAGGAAAAUACAUGCAAAGUAUAUUAGAGAAGGCUUAUCAAACCCUUGCAGGUGAAAACAUGGCAUCAGCUACAACUAACCUAAAGGGUGUUGUUAUUGGACCUCAAGGAAUUCCAGAAAUGGGACUAUUGAAAGAAUUUGGUACACCUCUUAGUUUCUCAUCUUUUCAAGAUCUCGACCUUUUCGGCGGCAGCGGCGGCGGCGAUCAACUCGACCUUCAACAAACCAUGGAAAAACAAACCCUAGACCAUCAUGGAUUCAUCCAAAUCAAUGAUAACUUAUGUCUUGGCAAGAAGAGGCCAAACCCUAACGCUAACCCUUAUAAUGGAAACGGAAAGAGUCCUUUAAUGUGGAGUGAUGAUUUAAGGCUUCAAGAUUUAGGACCAGCUUCAUCAUGUUUAGAUGAUCCUUUCAAAGGUGACCAAAUUCAAAUUCAAAUUGCACCACCAUCAUUGGAUAGAGGAAAUGAUAUUGAAACUAUAGAUAUCUAUGAUACAAAGCCUUUACUCCAAGGGGAGCUUUUAGGCGAAAAGAAAUUCGAUGCGUCGAUGAAUAAUAAACUCGAAAGGCCAUCGCCAAGAAGAGGCCAACAACUUCAUGCUGAAAGGAUGAACAAUCCUAUGAUUAGUACUGGUAUCAUGGCACAAGGUAGAGGCUCACCAUUUGGAUGAAAAUGAUUAAUCAUCUUAAUUUUUAGAUUAUGUGAUAAUUAUUUUAUGUUAUAUGUAAUUGUUUCUUGAUGUGAAACACUCUAGGGUUUUGAUUUUUGUUUUGGAAAUCAUCAUGUGGUAUAAUUAUUAAUUAAUGCCUUUGCAUGGCAAACAAAAGUUUUAAUUAUUCUAACUAAAAUAUAUAAUUAAAGCACUUUAAAUGUGCUUAGUUAAUGUGAGAA